This is a messenger RNA of Malus domestica (apple), 336 nucleotides long. Its product is annotated as cytochrome b-c1 complex subunit 9, mitochondrial-like. The record is from RefSeq and is a predicted model, not a curated record. Lineage: Eukaryota; Viridiplantae; Streptophyta; Magnoliopsida; Rosales; Rosaceae. Gene Ontology annotation, biological process: mitochondrial electron transport, ubiquinol to cytochrome c.
AUGGAAGGUACACUCUUUCCAUCUCGACCUGUAUAUCUCAUCCCAGCAAACAGACUAACACAGCCAAACUCUCAGAUCAGAACAGAAGCAGAAGGAAACAGAUUCGCGCAGAUCGCCAUAGAUUCAGCGGCUCGAAUGAGCAGCGGAGGCCUAUUCGAAGGUCUAUACAGGGUCAUCAUGCGCUAUGACUCUGUCUACGUCACCUUCGUCAUCACUGGAGCCUUCCUCGGCGAGCAGGCUGUAUAUUAUGGAGUUCAUAAGCUGUGGGAGUACAAUAAUGUUGAGGAACGAUAUGAAGAUAUUCCAGUUCUGGGGACAAGGCAAUCAGAAAAAUGA